UUUCCACUGAGUUAUUCUGUGUAUUUCUUGGGGAAGGGUGUGACGUCGGCGGGCGUAACGGCGACGCAACAGCUUCUCGUGAGCGCUGCAACCCGAGGGCGCCUGGGGGAAGCGCGCCCAAGACAUCGCGCGGUGAUGUUGCCGAAAACGUCCACCCGGCCUAGGGGCACCUCGGCUUGAUUUUCAGGAGGUGUGCUUCAGACUUCCUGAUAGAGGGUAUUAAUGUGUCCACCAACUCAAAAUCGUUGUAUUGCUAAGACUGGGGACGCUGUUUUCUUUCACAAAGGGAAAUCUAAGUUCAUUUCAAGGCAUUCGAAAUGGGGAAAGACUAUUAUUACAUUUUGGGAAUUGAAAAAGGAGCUUCAGAUGAAGAUAUUAAAAAGGCUUACCGAAAACAAGCCCUCAAAUUUCAUCCGGACAAGAACAAAUCUCCUCAGGCAGAGGAAAAAUUUAAGGAGGUCGCAGAAGCUUAUGAAGUAUUGAGUGAUCCUAAAAAAAGAGAAAUAUAUGAUCAGUUUGGGGAGGAAGGGUUGAAAGGAGGAGCAGGAGGUACUGAUGGGCAAGGAGGUACUUUCCGGUACACCUUUCAUGGAGAUCCUCACGCUACCUUUGCAGCAUUUUUUGGAGGUUCCAACCCCUUUGAAAUUUUCUUUGGAAGAAGGAUGGCUGGCGGAAGAGAUACUGAAGAAAUGGAAGUAGACGGAGACCCUUUCAGUGCCUUUGGAUUCAGCAUGAAUGGAUACCCAAGAGACAGGAAUUCUGUGGGACCAUCCCGUCUCAAGCAAGAUCCCCCAGUUAUUCAUGAACUUAGAGUAUCACUUGAAGAAGUAUACAAUGGUUGUACCAAAAGGAUGAAGAUUUCUCGAAAAAAGUUAAACCCUGAUGGAAGGAGUUACAGAUCUGAGGACAAAAUUCUCACAAUUGACAUUAAAAAAGGAUGGAAAGAAGGCACCAAAAUUACUUUUCCGAGGGAAGGAGAUGAAACACCUACCAGUAUUCCAGCAGACAUUGUUUUUAUCAUUAAAGAUAAAGAGCACCCAAAAUUUAAAAGGGAUGGAUCAAAUAUAAUUUAUACUGCUAAAAUUAGUUUGCGAGAGGCAUUGUGUGGCUGCUCAAUUAAUAUACCAACAAUGGAUGGAAGAACCAUACCUAUGUCAAUAAAUGAUAUUGUGAAACCUGGAAUGAGGAGAAGAAUUAUUGGAUAUGGGCUGCCAUAUCCAAAAAAUCCUGACCAACGUGGUGACCUUCUAAUAGAAUUUGAGGUGUCCUUUCCAGAUACGAUACCCUCAUCAUCCAAAGAAGUACUUAGGAAACAUCUUCCUGCCUCAUAGAAUGAAAAACUUUGUUACUCAUAUUUUGAUAAGGCACUGAAAAUAUACAAGGACUGACAGUUUACUGAUGUAGAUGUGAAUUCUGUAUAAAGAUGUAUAAAUUAUUUUGAGGGUUCAUUAAUUUGCAUGAAGAGAAACGGGUCAAAUAAAUAGGCAAAAAGGAUUUUUACAGUUAGAGAUGAAGAGAAAACCAUUCACUGUAUUUUAUUCCAUUUCUCCCAAGUAAGAAAUUUUUAGUAUUUUUGCCUAUGUGUAAAAUUUGUUUUUGUGGAGUUAGUAGAUAAAUUUCUUACAAGUAUUAAACUACCCAAGUACUUUUUCUCCUUAUAUUUUCACGUUAUCAGUAUGACUGGUUCUCAUUUAUAAUGGAAAUUUAAACUCUCAACUAAUAUAUAUGUGAUAUGUAUUUCUAGAAGAGAGUAAAAACCCAUGUCAUUUGGAAAUGUGGUUAACUGUAUUUAAAUCACCAACUGAAAUGCUGCUAUCGGGCUGGUACCCAUAAAGUAAUAUCCUAAUACAUUUGUUUCACUAUUUUAAUUUUUAAAGUAUGCGGUUAUGUUUCUUAAUAGUGUAAUUGUAAUGUUCUUAAGGCAAAUCUUUUCUUCAUAAAAAGGAAAUUAAUGGCAGUAUAUCUCCUGUGGAAAUCCAAUUGCCUGAAUUACUGAUAUUUUAGAAAUAGACUGUUUUUAAAAUGCCAUGUGUAAUUUUAUGAAAGUUACUACACAUCUUGGACUUAAUAAAUUAGAGACACAUUUUAUUGUCCCCUAGUUUAAAAUAAUUUGUUUAAUAAUAAAUAUGUUUUUAGAGGAAAUAUCAUUACUUAGAAUUAAUUUUCCAGUUACACAGUCUUCUAUAACUUACUCGUAAUAUGCUACAUGUACCUUAUGCAAUUUCCCUAAAAAGAAUAAACUACCACUGUGGUGUUAAACCAAAAUAUGGGGAAAAUAAACACUAACUGCUACUUACGAAUGAUGUUGCUACUACUUGUUAUGCAUAUAAAUAUUUUACUUUUUCAUAUGUAUGGUUUGCAUUUCUUAGGUGUUUUAAUUUUUUAAAUAUAUUUACAUUU
Talpa occidentalis (Iberian mole) is the source of this 2400-nucleotide messenger RNA. It is a transcript of the gene DNAJB4, whose product is annotated as DnaJ heat shock protein family (Hsp40) member B4. Gene Ontology annotation, cellular component: cytosol. NCBI's taxonomy places the organism in Eukaryota, Metazoa, Chordata, Mammalia, Eulipotyphla, Talpidae. The coding region runs from base 318 to 1331 and encodes 337 amino acids. Gene Ontology annotation, molecular function: protein-folding chaperone binding. The record is from RefSeq and is a predicted model, not a curated record. The transcript has 5 exons.